Quercus lobata is the source of this 453-nucleotide messenger RNA. RefSeq lists its product as uncharacterized. Lineage: Eukaryota; Viridiplantae; Streptophyta; Magnoliopsida; Fagales; Fagaceae. The transcript has a single exon. The record is from RefSeq and is a predicted model, not a curated record. The coding region runs from base 1 to 453 and encodes 150 amino acids.
AUGCUGAAGGGUGCGGCAAGAAUUUGGUUCAGCAGGUUGACGUCCAACUCCAUCAGCACCUUCAAGGAGUUAAACGCUCAAUUUAUUGCACACUUCAUCGGGGGACAUAGGUAUAAGAAGUCUACGGCCUGCUUGAUGAGCAUCAAACAGCGAGAGGAGGAGACGCUGAGAUCCUACAUAUCCCGCUUCAAUAAGGAGGCACUCUCGAUCGACGAAGUUGACGACAAGAUACUUGUAACGGCAUUCACUAAUGGGCUAAAGAAGGGUAAGUUUUUGUUCUCCCUGUACAAAAACGACCCGAAGACCAUGUCAGAAGUGCUUUACAGGGCCACCAAGUAUAUGAAUGUUGAAGACGCGUUGUUGGCCCGAGACGAAAGACCCAAGAAAAGAGAGAGGCAAGAAGACACACGACAGGAUAGGGGGCGAAAGAUGGUUAGAACCGGAGAUCAAUGA